Lotus japonicus is the source of this 383-nucleotide messenger RNA. Its product is annotated as small acidic protein 1. The record is from RefSeq and is a predicted model, not a curated record. Lineage: Eukaryota; Viridiplantae; Streptophyta; Magnoliopsida; Fabales; Fabaceae. The transcript has a single exon. Bases 67 to 252 code for a protein of 61 amino acids.
AUUUGAUCUUCCAAUUCGAGCGAGCAAGAGACAUUGUACUGUGAGAGAAUCAUCUGAGAAAGAGCAAUGAGGCCAAUGGACUUGUUCGGUGAGAUGGAGGAGCAGGUGUCAUCGACGAUGGCGAUGGACGUUGACGACGUCGACCCUCUGGAGAUCUUCGCCGAGGGCGUUAUCUCCGCCGAUCACAAACUCGCCGAUGCCGAUUUCUUCAACUCCUUCCAAGACGAUUUCGAUGACGCUGAUAUCAACUAGUCACGUUCAACUUCCCCCCUUUCCGGGUUUAGGGUAUCGCUCUUCUGUGAUUUUCGGAUUAUGAAUGAAUGAAUAAACAAAAAAGAUUGUGUACCUUUGAAUAUUAAUAUGAUGGUGAUACCUCUUUUUAA